Callithrix jacchus (white-tufted-ear marmoset) is the source of this 1235-nucleotide messenger RNA. It is a transcript of the gene DHRS2, whose product is annotated as dehydrogenase/reductase 2. Lineage: Eukaryota; Metazoa; Chordata; Mammalia; Primates; Cebidae. The record is from RefSeq and is a predicted model, not a curated record. Gene Ontology annotation, molecular function: carbonyl reductase (NADPH) activity.
CAGGAAGCAUCCCAGAUACCAACCACCAUGCUGCCAGCAGUGAUCUGGGGCCACUGGGGCCUGUUUUAUACCAGUGCUAGGCAUUCUGUGAGGAUGAGCAGCACUAGGGUAGACUGGAAGGGCAUGCUGGCUAACCGGGUAGCUGUGGUCACGGGGUCCACCAGUGGGAUUGGCUUCUCUGUCGCCCGGCGUCUGGCCCAGGAUGGGGCCCAUGUGGUCAUCAGCAGCCGGAAGCAGCAGAAUGUGGAUCGGGCUGUGGGUGAGCUGCGGGGGGAGGGACUGAGUGUUACAGGCACCGUGUGCCAUGUGGAGAAGACUGAGGACCGGGAGCGGCUGGUGGCCAAGGCCCUGGAGCACUGUGGGGCCGUUGACUUCCUGGUGUGCAAUGCAGCGGUCAACCCUCUGGUGGGGAGCACUCUGGGGACCAGUGAGCAGAUCUGGGACAAGAUCCUAAGUGUGAACCUGAAGUCCCCAGCCCUGCUGCUGAGCCAGUUGCUGCCCUACAUGGAGAAGAGGAGGGGUGCUGUCAUCCUGGUCUCCUCCAUUGCAGCUUAUAUCCCAAAAGUGGAGCUGGGUGUCUACAACAUCAGCAAGACAGCACUGCUGGGCCUCACCAGGACACUAGCAUUGGAGCUGGCCCCCAAGGACAUCCGGGUAAACUGCCUGGUUCCAGGAAUGAUCAAGACUGACUUCAGCAAAGUGUUGCAUGCGAAUGAGGCUUUCUGGAACUCCUUCAGUGAACAUCAUCAGCUGCAGAGGAUUGGGAAGCCAGAGGACUGUGCAGGAAUCGUGUCCUUCCUGUGCUCUCCAGAUGCCAGCUACAUCACCGGGGAGAACAUUGUGGUGGCCGGCUUCUCCUCUCGGCUCUGAGAGGGGUAGGGGUGGGGGUGGCUGUGCAGCUGUGGUCCCAGGCCCAGGAGCCUGAGGGGGUUUCUAGGUGAUCAUUUGGAUCUGGAGACAGAGUCUACCAUUCUUCCAGAAUUUGGGGGCUUACUCAUACUAGGCUUAAGGAGAAGAAAAACUUCAAUAUUCUCCUUAGGACCUCUCUGCAAGCCUGUUGUAGAUUUGGCUGAUCUAAUCAAUGUGUGGGGUUCUUGGUGUGGGGCUGGUGCUUUGAAGGAACCUUAAGGGAAAGGAAUAGAAGCUCAGGCCUCUGAAGGAUCUUAGCUCUUCCUCUCUGUAAUUUGUGCUUUAAGCUUUUUUUUUUCCUAAAAUAAACUCAAAUUUAUCCUCAA